GCAUCCAGAUCAGCUAUCUUCAUCUGAAAAUGAGAGAAUGAGCGUAGUGAAGCCUCCUCCAAAUCUAGACGAUAUUAAGGCGAAGAUAAAACAGAAUAAGAAGGGAAGAUCAAGCAGCUUUUUCCAUAACAAGCAGAAAAUGGACCAAGAAAGAAAUAUGGCUCUGCUUGAUCAACCUUAUGUGCCUGAAGGAGUCAGACACAAGAAGGAAAAAUCAGAAAAUCCCUCUGAGUCCAGUGGCUCUUAUAUGGAAGAACGAUAUUAUAAUAGAAGGCCAUCAGAAGAGUCUACAAAGGCAAAGACUAAGUCUAGGAGAAGAAAUCCAAACUUUGUACAAAAUCCUAAAGUUGGAGUGAUGGUUGGUCCUGAGAGAUCAUAUCCAGAAGGUGCCCCAGCAUACAACAAAGGAAGAAAAGAGCCAAACAAGAGGAUUCUCCCUGCUAAUACAAUGCUAAGUGGGCAUUCACUUGACAGCCGCCCAGUAAGACUCGACGGAAGUUAUCUAUCUCCUCUAUCAGAAGAGAAUAAGGAUGUCCCAGAAUUUGAAACUCCUUCAGAAGUUGAGGAGCUUUACAAUGAUUUAUUCAAAACCAUACCUCAAAAUAUAAAGAAUCCCUCAGAAUCAGCCUCCCAAAAGUCUAAAGACUCUGGUCCUUUAAAUUCUCAGAGAGAUCAUCAAAAGGAUUGGGCAAAUACUCCACUGUAUGAAGAAUAUGCUAAAGCAGGAAUAACUCUCAAAAAUUCUAAAUUUGAUCCUACUUUCAGCUACAAGAAGUAUAACCGACAAGAAGGCGAGAGCUACAAUUUCUACAAUGAGCAAGAGUCGAAAGAGGUCUAUGAGUUCGUACGCAACAGGUAUGAAUCCCAAAAUUAUGACAAAUCCAUAAAGCCGUUCUAUGAAACAGCUAUGAAUACACUCUGAUGGAUCUAUGAAGACCAAAUGGAGCUAAAUACCUUCAAGAAGAUCAAAAAGAUGUACAAAAAGAUAGAUGUAGUGGCUACUCUGAAAUUGUUACUCAGGUGUCAGCUGAUUUAUAGCGCCAGGAAUGACAUUUUGAACAUAUUUGAAUGCAUCAGGGUCUUCAAGAUCCUUAAAGUAAAGGCAAAGAACCUGGUAAAUGUCAACUAUGACUUCAGAGAAGAUGCUCGUACAACCACCCAAAGAAUGAGAAUGAUCUGUAAGGAUCUUGAAAAGUACCAGGGACUACUGAUCCAGUACAUCAUCAAGUUUUUGAAAUAACAACAAGAUAUUUGAGAACAAGAUGUUCAUAUUUGAAGGGAAGGACUGGCUCUCCUAUUCCAUCAAUGAAUACCAUCAGAUUUCAGAAAGAGCUGCUAAAGUAGGUGUGAGGAUGAAAACGACGAAAGAACUUAGUAUGAUGAAUGGGGCUUAAAAUUUAAAUAUCUCUCAAUAAUUAUAUCUA
This is a messenger RNA of Moneuplotes crassus, 1424 nucleotides long. NCBI's taxonomy places the organism in Eukaryota, Ciliophora, Spirotrichea, Euplotida, Euplotidae. The record is from the annotation of a GenBank genome assembly.